UCCAAUCGUUGCAGACAUUGAGGACCCCCCACCACCCCUCCUGUACAGGAUGGAAACCAAAGAAAGCGGUCGUUCCGGUUUGAAUGAGGUCGUGAUAGCCUCGUUUGCAAGGACACCUAUCGGUUCCUUUCGGAGUUCUCUGGCCUCCAUGCCAGUGACGGAACUUGGUUCAAUCGCCAUAAAGGCAGCUGUCAAGAGAGCGGGCAUUUCGUGCGAACGCGUGCAGGAAGUGUUCAUGGGCCACGUUCUUCCCGCUGGAGUCGGCAUGAAUCCAGCGAGGCAGGCAGCGCUGGGAGCAGGCCUUCUAGAGUCGGUUCCGUGCACCACUAUCAACAAGGUCUGUGCUUCGGGUAUGAAGGCCAUCAUGCUCGCCGCCCAAAGCCUCAUGUGUGGCUCUCAGGAGGUUGUGGUGGCCGGAGGAAUGGAAAGCAUGUCCAAUGUCCCGUACUACUUGAACAGAGGCGAAACACCGUACGGUGGAGUUCAGCUACAGGACGGCAUAUUGACCGAUGGCUUGACCGAUGUCUACCACAAGAUCCAUGUGGGUGCCUGUACCGAGCAUACCGCCAAGAAGUAUGCAGUUUCCAGGGAAGACCAGGAUGAUUUCGCCAUUGAAAGCUACAAGAGAAGCACCAAAGCAGCGAAGGACGGGGUGCUGGCCUCCGAGAUCGUUCCCGUGACCAUCCCUGGAAAGCGUGGCAAGCCAGCCGUGGUGGUGGCCGAGGACGAGGAAUACAAGUGCGCCGACUUCGAGAAGCUCAGAAAGAUUUCACCAGCAUUCGACAAAGAAGGCACAAUCACAGCGGCCAACGCAAGCACACUGAGCGACGGAGCGGCAGCUUGUGUCCUCAUGACUCGCCAAGCGGCAGAAAAGCUUGGAGUGACGCCAUUGGCACGAAUCAUUGGCUUCGCCGAUGCUGCUGUGGAACCAUUGCAUUUUUGCAUUUCCCCAGCAUACGCAAUGCCCAAGGCAUUGAAUCAAGCAGGCUUGAAAUUUGAAGACAUGUCCAUGAUCGAGAUAAACGAAGCCUUUAGUGCCGCAGUGCUUUGCAACAUGAAACAUCUCGGCCUGGAACACUCAAAGGUCAAUAUUCAUGGAGGCGGAGUCAGUCUUGGACAUCCGCUCGGAAUGUCGGGAGCUCGAAUCACGGGGAGGCUCGCUCUUCAUCUCCAAUCGGGCCAAUACGGCCUGGCUGGCAUCUGCAACGGAGGCGGUGGUGGUUCCGCCAUUAUCAUUGAGAAGCUCUAAGACAGCCGCGCAGCAGAAAAUUGUGCGUGCCUGUGCCUGGACAC
This is a messenger RNA of Dermacentor silvarum, 1293 nucleotides long. Its product is annotated as acetyl-CoA acetyltransferase A, mitochondrial-like. The transcript is spliced from 12 exons. The record is from RefSeq and is a predicted model, not a curated record. The coding region runs from base 50 to 1249 and encodes 399 amino acids. Lineage: Eukaryota; Metazoa; Arthropoda; Arachnida; Ixodida; Ixodidae. Gene Ontology annotation, molecular function: acetyl-CoA C-acetyltransferase activity. Gene Ontology annotation, biological process: fatty acid beta-oxidation.